CGUUUUCCGACAGAAAAUGGCGGCUUACAUGUGAGGACGUGAAGCAAGAAGUAGUCUGCAAUGACAUUGAAGUCAUUACUUAUGCUAUAAUACUAAGCUUCGUUUCACUCUUAUUUUGGAUUUAAUGUUUCGGUAAGCGGCAUUAUAAAAAGGCGAUGAGUGGAUCUGCGAUUCAAGAGAAGGUUGCUAGACUGUUGAACAGACAGAAUGGAAGACCCGCUCUGAAACCCAACAAACCUCUGGCGCUCAAGAAUGAAGUCGCCAGCCGCAGGCCAAGGAAAGGAGAGGCCACCUGCGUAACGGAAAUGUCAUUUCUUAUGGCUUGCUGGAAACUGAAUGACUUCAACAACUCCGUCUGCUCUAAAGAAGUCUCAGCCUUCUACACAUGUGUUGAAAAGGCGCAGAUCAAGGCCAAAGAGAAAAAGGGAACUCAGGGUCGACUUUUGCCUAAAGAAGCCAACACCUUAUUAAAACGAUUUCCCAACCUGGGCAGUGAGAUCUAGGACCAGUACCUCAGAUUGGUCAAAGAAUGGAGACUUUUAUUUUCUGAGCUGUAGAGAUGGGGACUUUUAGUCUGAGUGUGUGACUGGGCCGGGCAGUUGAUGAGAACGGGUGUGGAAAAAAAGCAAUGAAACUGUCACUGGAUCUCGAACUCUGCCAAAAGGCCAUCAGCGGAUGCUCACAAAGCAAAUGAACUGCAUUCGUGGGGUUUUCGAAGGCACUUUUGGUGAUUACUACAUUACUGCACUCCUGUAGGUCAUCUCAUCAGAGCAGUACAAAGAAACAAAAACUGGUUCCUUUACACACUUAAAGGGAUAGUUCACCCAAAAAUGAAAAUCUUCAUGUCUUUUUUGUGUUCAGCAGAUGAGAAGAGCCGUGUAGGUUUAUAUUGACGUGAGGGUGAGUACACAAUGACAGACUUCUCAUUUUUGGGUGAAUUGUCCCAUUUAAUAAGUUAGUACUUUGUGUUAUUGAUUUUGACUACACCAUUUUUACUUCUUGGUAAUCUGAAUGUUAUCAUAUUGGUUUUUGGUAUUUUCAAAAUCCUCCCUGCAUAACUGAGCUGUGUGACCUGUAAAACCUAGCAGUUUAUUUAUUUAUACACCAACGUUCUUCCUGUUUCGUGCUGUGCCCACAAUAUAAUUAGUCUCAGCCUUUUUCAAUUAUCAAAAAAAUGGAGAUCGGGAGAGAAGUACUCGGUGCCGGAUCACGUUACAUGCCAGAACACGGUGUAUUGAAUUCAACCGCGAGAGCUCUGCAAUGAAGAUACGAGUCAUUAUUAAACACGUUAACUUCCAAACAA
Messenger RNA from Puntigrus tetrazona (Sumatra barb), 1303 nucleotides. It is a transcript of the gene chchd1, whose product is annotated as coiled-coil-helix-coiled-coil-helix domain containing 1. Gene Ontology annotation, cellular component: mitochondrial ribosome; nucleoplasm; mitochondrion. NCBI's taxonomy places the organism in Eukaryota, Metazoa, Chordata, Actinopteri, Cypriniformes, Cyprinidae. The record is from RefSeq and is a predicted model, not a curated record. Gene Ontology annotation, biological process: mitochondrial translation. The coding region runs from base 156 to 503 and encodes 115 amino acids. The transcript has 3 exons. Gene Ontology annotation, molecular function: RNA binding.